Messenger RNA from Phytophthora nicotianae INRA-310, 567 nucleotides. RefSeq lists its product as hypothetical. The transcript has a single exon. The record is from RefSeq and is a predicted model, not a curated record. Bases 34 to 504 code for a protein of 156 amino acids. NCBI's taxonomy places the organism in Eukaryota, Oomycota, Peronosporomycetes, Peronosporales, Peronosporaceae.
ACAAUACUUAAAAAUUCGAGACCGUGACCGCGAAUGUACACGUACCAGUCGACUCCGGUGCUCAGUUCUCAAUUCACCUACAAGACCUCAAGUCCUUCAUUUGUCAAAUUCAAGGUCAAGAAUGCGUCCCCCCUUCUUCUCUUUUUAACUGUGACCGUCCUCGUUUCGUGCGCCAGCGCUGUGUCCACGGGGAAUGCUGCUGAAUUGAGGUCGCUGAGAUCAAUCAAGACGACCACCAACGACGAUGCGGCAGAAGAAGAACGCGGCGGCUUCUACCACAAGUUUGAUCUCAACUUUCUGGACGACAUCUUUCACGGUUUGCCUGAACAAUUCCAGAGAAUGAGGAACCAACCCGAGCGCCUGAGAACCAUGUUUGAAAACUGGAAGACUGGGUGGAUGUCUGUCGACGACGCUGUAGCCUACAUGACGCGUGAGGGUUUGAGUGAAAAGGCGAUCAGCCAGUUCAAGGCUGCGUACCAGGCGUAUCUCAAACAUAAAGGAUAAUAAAAAAGCUGGGCUCUUGCUAUUGUCUAGCAAGUGCGUGUUCUUAACAAAAAAAAACUUGGU